AACAAAAGCAGUCAACUUGAUGAGUUGCAUUAUUUGGUACUGAAACGGAAAACAAUAUAAAAUGCGUGAAAUUAGUACCAUGGAAGUAGAUCCCCCACGGGGAGAAGGAUUUCGGUCGUAUUAUGUGCAGAAGAUUGAAGAGCUCCAGCUUAUCGUGGCGGAGAAGAACCAGAACUUGCGGCGUCUGCAGGCUCAGCGUAACGAGCUGAACGCCAAGGUAAGGAUGCUCCGCGAGGAACUCCAGCUCCUCCAGGAACAGGGCAGCUACGUUGGCGAGGUGGUGAAACCAAUGGACAAGAAGAAGGUGCUCGUCAAGGUGCACCCGGAGGGCAAGUUUGUGGUAGAUAUUGAUAAAAACAUCGACAUCAACGACGUCACACCCAACUGCCGUGUGGCGCUGCGAAACGAAAGCUACACCCUGCACAAGAUCCUACCCAACAAGGUGGAUCCGCUGGUGUCGCUUAUGAUGGUGGAGAAAGUUCCGGACUCGACCUACGAGAUGGUCGGUGGUUUGGACAAGCAGAUCAAGGAGAUCAAGGAAGUGAUCGAGCUCCCGGUGAAACAUCCGGAACUGUUCGAUGCCCUGGGAAUCGCUCAACCGAAAGGAGUGUUGCUGUACGGUCCGCCGGGCACGGGUAAGACACUUUUGGCCCGUGCUGUGGCACAUCACACCGAGUGUACCUUCAUUCGCGUGUCGGGUUCCGAGCUGGUCCAGAAAUUCAUCGGUGAAGGUUCUCGAAUGGUGCGCGAGUUGUUCGUGAUGGCUCGCGAACAUGCACCCUCCAUUAUCUUCAUGGACGAAAUUGAUUCGAUCGGUUCGUCCCGUAUCGAAUCGGGAAGCGGUGGCGAUUCGGAAGUGCAGCGUACCAUGCUCGAGCUGCUGAACCAACUGGACGGCUUUGAAGCAACAAAGAACAUCAAGGUCAUCAUGGCGACCAACCGCAUCGACAUUCUCGACCCGGCACUGUUGCGUCCCGGACGUAUCGAUCGUAAGAUUGAAUUCCCGCCACCAAAUGAGGAAGCUCGUCUGGACAUCCUGAAGAUCCACUCACGCAAGAUGAACCUCACGCGUGGUAUCAACCUGCGCAAGAUUGCCGAACUUAUGCCAGGAGCAUCGGGCGCCGAGGUGAAGGGCGUCUGCACAGAGGCCGGCAUGUAUGCUCUCCGCGAACGCCGGGUGCACGUCACACAGGAAGACUUCGAAAUGGCCGUGGCCAAGGUUAUGCAGAAGGACUCGGAGAAGAACAUGUCCAUCAAGAAGUUGUGGAAGUAGUUUUCUUUCACAGUUUUCAAUAGAUUUAAAUCACCUCUGGCAAAUUCCGCACUUCGUAUGAAAUAAAGUAAAUUUGGCGGUAUAUUAUAAGUACGAAAAAGGUUUUUUGUUUCAUUUACUGUGGUAAA
Anopheles coustani is the source of this 1401-nucleotide messenger RNA. RefSeq names its product 26S proteasome regulatory subunit 8 (gene Rpt6). The transcript has 2 exons. Gene Ontology annotation, molecular function: proteasome-activating activity; ATP binding; ATP hydrolysis activity. Gene Ontology annotation, cellular component: proteasome regulatory particle, base subcomplex. Gene Ontology annotation, biological process: proteasome-mediated ubiquitin-dependent protein catabolic process. The record is from RefSeq and is a predicted model, not a curated record. NCBI's taxonomy places the organism in Eukaryota, Metazoa, Arthropoda, Insecta, Diptera, Culicidae. Bases 62 to 1273 code for a protein of 403 amino acids.